Messenger RNA from Eimeria acervulina, 402 nucleotides. RefSeq lists its product as hypothetical. The transcript has 2 exons. The record is from RefSeq and is a predicted model, not a curated record. Bases 1 to 402 code for a protein of 133 amino acids. NCBI's taxonomy places the organism in Eukaryota, Apicomplexa, Conoidasida, Eucoccidiorida, Eimeriidae.
AUGCAGCAGAUAGAAGUGUCUCCGUCCGGACCGAUAAACAUAAAAAUCAAAGAAGAUUUGAACACGCCAGCGCAUGCAGCUGAAUUUCUCUUCGGAACGCUCUGCAGGGGGCCUGUCAUCGCCGCUUGCAUGCGACUGGAGGAGACAGUUGCACCAACAGCAGCACAAAGAGAAGCAGAAGCAGGGGCUCCUUCAGCUGAAGAGAUAGAAGAGCUGCUGCAGAUGAUUGCUGACAGACAGUCAGCAGCAACAGCAGCAGCAGAAGCAGCAGCACAAGAAGUAGCACAAGAAGCAGCAGCAGCACCUGAAGCGGAAGCAGAAACACCCGAAGCAGAAGCAGCACCCGAAGCAGGAGAAGCAGCAGCAGCAGCGCCAGCAGCAGCAGCAAGACGACAGUUCUAA